Messenger RNA from Anisakis simplex (herring worm), 567 nucleotides. The record is from the annotation of a GenBank genome assembly. NCBI's taxonomy places the organism in Eukaryota, Metazoa, Nematoda, Chromadorea, Rhabditida, Anisakidae.
AUGUUAUAUCGUCUCAUCAAACGUACGCCAAAUGGUAUUCAGUCGAUUUUGGACUAUUUGGACGAAUUCAUUCGAACUGAAGCGCUCAACGAUAUGAUGGCAAAUGCGGCCACAAUUACAACUGAUCCAGAAAAAUAUGUGGAGCAAUUGUUGUCAAUGUUCUCAAGAUUUAGCGCUUUGGUGGCGUCGGCUUUCUAUGAUGACCCUCGUUUUUUGACGGCUCGAGACAAGGCAUUCCAGGAUGUGGUGAAUGAUACGUGCAUAUUCAAAAUGGAAAUUGCUAGUUCGAAGUCGAAGCAGAAUGAGAUGGUGCUAUUGGUACUGAAGUAUGUGUCGAACAAGGACGUUUUUAUGCGUUUCCACAAAGCGCAUUUAGCACGUAGGCUGAUACUUGAGAUGAGUGCCGAUCAGGAAAAAGAGGAAAAUAUGGUGACGAGAUUACGAGAUGCUGGAAUGCCAGCGGAUUUUGUAAAUAAGCUUUAUCGUAUGUUACAAGAUAUCGAGGUGAACAAGGAUCUGAACGCUGCAUUCAAGAAAUCAAUUGGUUCGAAUAAUAAUUGCAUUGCG